UACACAUUCACACACUGUAAAUAAUACUGCGAGUGAAUAUACUCACUGUGAGUGAGUAUUAUUUCUGUUUCAAAUGAAACAACGGCCUCGGCUCGACCAAUAUUACCGGAUUUUUUCUUGUUUCCCUCAAAGUCUCGCGGAGAUUUUUUUCCAGCGGUUUUAAAGUGCACGGAGUAGACGGCUGCCCCUCCAUUAACCGGUAGUAAUGCGGAGUGUAGCCAGCGCUGGCUUCAGCUAAGCCCAUCCGACAAUGUCACAUAAACACCAUCAUCACUAGCAGCGCCACGAAAGCUUCACUGGAAUAAUCUUUUUCCAAAUGCCAUCGAAGACAGACGGGAGAAUACCGGGAUAUUUAAACGUCAGCUCUUUUUGUCCAUUCUGUCCAUCCAUCCCAUUGAAAAGGUCAUGAAAGCUUCCUCUUCCUAUUCCCACUGACCCCUGACAACCCACUGACCUUUGACGUGUGUUCCUGUCAUCUUCAACCCUCUCCUGCUAUGCAGCCAUGAGCUCUGCGCUAUGGAGCCAGGAAAAGCCAGCAGGCAGUUUCCGGGACGACUGGCACUUCUACAUUGUGGUGAAGGAGUGCACUGUGGAAAAGCCGGGUCAGAAGACUCUGCGCAUUCCACGCGGCAGCCUUGGCCAGGCCUGCCAGGAACGCAACAGCCUGGGUCGCACAAUCCCACCCAGCAAGGGUAAGUGCAGCCUACGCAUCCUGGACCAGACCAAUGUGGUGGUGAGCGUGGAUGAAUGGGACGUUAUGGAGCUUGAGGAGAAGCUGGCGGAGCUGCUGUUCCCCAUCACCAACUGUGAAGAGCGUUACAGCCUGCUGUGCGACAGAGCGCGUCUGGACAGGGCCCGCGACAUCAACUGCGGAUCAAAAGUUCGAGUACAGCUGAGGUCUGGCGACGAGCCUCUUCCAGGUGUGGUCCGCUUUAAAGGAGCUUUGCUGCCCGACCGAGCGCUGAGUGGUGUCUGGUUUGGUGUUGAAUUGCUGGAGGAGGGCCGGGGUCAAGGUUUCACCGAGGGCUCUUAUCAGGGUCAGCAGCUGUUUCGUUGUGAAGAUGAAUGCGGUGUCUUUGUUGCACUGGAUAAACUUGAGCUCUGGGAAGAUGAGGUGGAACGUGUGACGCUACAGGAUAAUGACCCGGAAGUGGAAGGCGAAGGACCGCCACUGGAGAUCAACUCUCGAGUGUUGGUGCAGACACGGGAUGGCCCAGAACGGGGCACUGUUAUUUUCUGUGACUUACUGCCUGGCAAUGAGAGUCUUGGAUACUACGUUGGUGUUGAUAUGGACAAUCCCAUUGGAGACUGGGAUGGGAUCAUCGACGGCAAACAGCUGUGUAAUUUUGCUAGUCUUGAACACACCCGUCUCGUCCCCAUCUGUGAUGUGAUGCCAGAAUACUCCAUGCAGGAUCAGAGGCUGCCCAAAGUAUUUGCCUGCAGGGGCGGCAGUGACAAACCUGGCAGCCAGAGCAAACCAAAGAGCAAAGGGUUAGGCCUGCAGCCUGGCAGCAGGAGCAAGUCUGAGUUUUAUUAUACGCUAAAUGGCAGCUCGGUUGAUCACCCUGCUCAGUCCAAAGCCAAAAGCACAUGGUACAUAGAUGAAGCUUUUGGGGGUUACCUAAGCGAAGUAGUUAAUGAGAACACUCCUCCUCGGACAGAAAAUUACGGUUUAGAGGUGAUGGUGGGGAAAAAGAAGGGAAUACAAGGACAUUACAACUCCUGCUAUCUGGACUCUACUCUGUUCUGUCUUUUCUCCUUUAGUUCUGUGUUGGAUACGGUGCUCCUGAGGCCAAGAUCUAAAACUGAUGUAGAAUAUUACAAAGAGACACAAGACUUACUACGCACAGAAAUAGUCAACCCACUACGAAUACAUGGCUACGUGUGUGCCACUAAAAUCAUGAAACUUAGGAGGAUAUUGGAGAAAGUGGAGGCAGCGUCAGGAUUCACUUCAGAAGAGAAAGAUCCUGAGGAGUUCCUCAACAUCCUUUUUCAUCACAUCCUGAGAGUUGAUCCUCUUCUCAAACUUCGGUCUGCAGGACAGAAGGUUCAGGACUGUUACUUCUAUCAAAUCUUUAUGGAUAAGAAAGAUAAAGUGUUGGUGCCAACCAGCCAGCAACUUCUGGAGUGGUCCUUCAUCAACAGUGAUCUCAAAUUUGCAGAGGCCCCUUCUUGCCUUAUAAUUCAGAUGCCUCGCUUUGGGAAGGACUUUAAGAUGUUUAAUAAGAUCUUCCCUUCUCUGGAGCUUGACAUCACAGAUCUAUUAGAUGACACUCCUAGAGAAUGUCGAAUUUGCGGUGGCUUAGCUCUUUACGAAUGCAGAGAGUGCUAUGAAGAUUGUGACAUCACACCAGGAAAGAUCAAGCAGUUCUGCGAAAAGUGCAAUACACAGGUACAUCUACACCCACGGCGUAAGUCUCAUCGAUAUGUUAAGUUAUCUAUACCUAAAGAGCUGCAGGAGUCGGUUUGGAGACAGGGAUCUUACCCUCACCAGCAGAUGGAGCUGUUUGCCGUGCUCUGCAUUGAGACGAGCCACUAUGUUGCCUUUGUCAAAUAUGGAUCUGCAGACUCGGCCUGGCUAUUCUUCGAUAGUAUGGCUGACCGCGACGGCGGUCAGAACGGGUUUAACAUCCCACAGGUGUCCCCAUGCCCUGAAGUAGGGGCCUACCUGAAGAUGACCCCAGAGGAACUCCACGCACUGGACCCCAAGAACAUCCAGGGCUAUGCACGCAGACUUCUCUGUGACGCCUAUAUGUGCAUGUACCAGAGUCCCACCAUGAGCCUCUAUAAAUAGAGAGGGAGAAAUGAAGAAGGAUGGAAAGGUAGGAAAGGGAAUGGCCGAGAAGGAGAGAGAUGAGGGAACGAGGGAACAGAGGAAAAGGGGCUGUGGUGAAGAGAGAAUGAGGAGGAAAAAAGUGCCCAGGAAAAUGCACUCCCACGUCCGGUUGCCUCAUCCUCUGUUCUGCAUCUCUCUGUACAUACUGCAGGGUAAAUACAGUCAUGAGAGCGAAGGAGAGAUCAAGAGAAUGAACGAAAAAGCAUAUUUGCACUGUGUGAGAGCAUAUGUGUUUGUGUGUUUGUUGAAGUGUCGUUGUUGUUUUCUCUGAUCUGUGCCGUCUUGGGCUAAGCUCAAACUCUUGAGUGUUCCGAGCGGUGUUUUGCACGGAGAGAAUUCGCAAUCUUUCCAGCCCUCAGGUGUUUCGCAGACGCUCACUCACCUGAUGGCUUCACAUUCGCCACCUACCGCCAGAACUGACCCCUCCAAACAACAACACAUUCUAACCCUGUAAAUGAAGCCUUGGAUGAAUGACCAAAACAGGAUGUUUCCCUUCUGUCUGAAUUCUUCCAUUCGUCAUUAACCCAUCUUAAUGCACUGCAGCAUCCAGCAUUAAUUAUAGUUCAGAUGCACUGUGUGUAGUCCCUGUUUUUGCCUUUAUAUUUUGCUGUGAAGUCUUUGUCAGGUGUGUUCACAUACAGCAGAGCCCUUGACUGCCAUGCACUGGUCCCAGAUCAAGACAGAAGAAUGAGAUGAUUAAGCACACUUUUUUUGUUUUUUUUGACAUGAAGAAUAAUAUAAUUGAGCCUUUUCUUGUUAAAAUAGGAAUUAUUUCAUUUUAUUAUGAUUUGGUUUUUAUAAAUGUGGAAAUAUUAUUUUAAAUAUUGCAAAAAAAAUACUAGCAGCUUCCCAGGCCAUGCUCUCAAAAUCAUAAAUUAGUGGUAAAUUACUUCUUACAGAUACGAGUCAAUUUGUGCAAAUAUUAUGAUGAUGUGAAAUUCCAAAAGUUACUGUUUUGCAGUCAAGGACAUGUUACUGUUAUAAAGAACUGAUUCCAGUUCCUGUUUGUAUAUGACAUGCUCUGGUUUGAGUGUUCACGGCGGAGGCUGAAUGGGCAGAAGCUGUUUCACGCUAAACUGCAGUGCUGUUGGCUAAUUUGCGGUAACACUGUUCAUCGAGAUACUGGAUUGAUGUACUGUGCACAUUUUUGCUAUGGGUUAUCGGAUUGUUUACAUGGCCUGGUUUAAACUGAAAGGUUAUGGAAAGAAACAUGCAUUGGGAUUGUUUUUUAAUCUCUGCUGAUGUAACCGUACACUAUUGGAGAGAUUCUCCAUGAGCGGCUGUAAUGGGAGAAAGAAUGACGACUAGUGUACUUGUGUAAAAUGAAGCCAGGUGGACGUUAUUAUCUCUGUGCUGUUCUCUUAAAUGUUAACUAAAUUAAAAUGCCAUUUUG
Sinocyclocheilus rhinocerous is the source of this 4229-nucleotide messenger RNA. Its product is annotated as ubiquitin carboxyl-terminal hydrolase CYLD-like. Gene Ontology annotation, molecular function: cysteine-type deubiquitinase activity. Lineage: Eukaryota; Metazoa; Chordata; Actinopteri; Cypriniformes; Cyprinidae. Bases 503 to 2794 code for a protein of 763 amino acids. The transcript is spliced from 15 exons. The record is from RefSeq and is a predicted model, not a curated record. Gene Ontology annotation, biological process: protein deubiquitination.